AUCCACAUUUCCCCCACAAAGCAUGGAGUGAAUUGCCAAGCGCUCCUGCCAAAGCCCUUCCCUCCUCGGCCACCGACCAGCGGCGCCGCCUCAGAAGCCCAUCGACGCCGCCAUAGACCGGCGACUCCGUGGCAACCGCAGUCGCACUUCACGCCGCGUAGCAGUGACGCCACAAUCGCCGCGGCCACACUCCACCGGCCCGGCCACCGCAGCAUUGGCUGAGCGCUCGCUGCCACCGCUACAGUCCCCGAUGCUAAUGGCUUUUAACCCAAGUUUGCCACAUCAAAUUGCACCAAUUAAGACUUGGAGAUGGAGUAUCCUCUAAAUUUGCAAGGUUGAGGCAAGAGACCCCACCAAUGCGGAGAUCAUCGGCAAUAUCCUCCCUGGUCGGACGUUUAACUCAAUAUGGAGUGGUUCGUGUUGAGAAACUUGGUUCCGGUUACACUACAAUGGUCCAGCCUCAUAUAUAUAGACAUUGCACUGGUGGAGGAAAAGAGUCAUCAUUAAAGGAAGAUGGUGAUGCUCAUGCUGCCUUACAUGGUGGGCAGGAAAUAGAAAGAUCACAUAAGCCCAGGAUCGGAGAAAAUGUUUCAAGAAAGGAUAGGUUCAAUUUUCUAGUGAGCACACUUCUUGAUAUGAAGGACAGCAAACAAUCAGUUUACGGGGCUCUUGAUGCCUGGGUUGCAUGGGAACAAAAUUUUCCUCUUGCUUCACUUAGGAGGGCAUUGGUUGUUCUUGAGGAACAACACCAGUGGCAUAGAAUGGUCCAGGUAAUUAAAUGGAUGCUGAGCAAAGGACAGGGAAACACAAUGGGAACAUAUGGAGUGUUAAUCCGGGCUCUAGACAUGGACCAUAGGGCAGAAGAAGCGCACAGAUUUUGGGUGAAGAAAAUUGGUAGUGAUCUACAUUCUGUACCAUGGAGUUUAUGCACCAGCAUGAUAGCGAUCUACUAUCGAAACAAUAUGCUGGAGCAUCUUAUAAAGCUUUUCAAAGGCCUUGAAGCUUUUGAUCGGAAGCCACCAGAGAAGUCAGUUGUUCGGAAAGUGGCAGAUGCAUACGAGGUUUCAGGCCUAGUUGAGGAGAAAACAAGACUUCUAGAGAAAUAUGAUUACCUUUUCACAGAAUCACACAAAGGCUCCAUGAAACAUACCAGAUCCACUUCGAAGAAGGGGAAGAAAUCAGGGCAGAGGAAAAAGACAGACCUGCCAUUAGAGCCUUCAACGAAGACGGACACAAACAACCACGCACAAAGACGAGACUGAUGCGGCUUCUGCUUAGCAUUUCUUGGUGUCCUUCGUCAUGUGACAUUCAAUGGCCAAGCCUUUUGAUGGUUGUGGUGUUUGGAUGCCUUCUAACAAGAAGAAAAAGAACAAAUGGCGAUGGCUAGACCAUUAAAGCAGCAUCAAAUGGAUUCGGUCUUUUACACACAAAAGGAGGGUAAUCGAAAAUGGAUUGAAGUGAUUUUAUCUUCUAUACCAGAAAUUUGCUUGAGCCGGUUUUAGAAAUGAAAUUGGGGAAUAUCAAAUUUGCCUUGAAGCAAGUAUACCAGCAGACUAAACGUGUUAAGUGGGUACUAUGAUCGACUUAUAACGUAUUUCAUA
Messenger RNA from Rhodamnia argentea, 1601 nucleotides. Its product is annotated as pentatricopeptide repeat-containing protein At4g18975, chloroplastic. The transcript is spliced from 9 exons. Bases 357 to 1262 code for a protein of 301 amino acids. The record is from RefSeq and is a predicted model, not a curated record. NCBI's taxonomy places the organism in Eukaryota, Viridiplantae, Streptophyta, Magnoliopsida, Myrtales, Myrtaceae. Gene Ontology annotation, molecular function: protein binding.